AUGAGGAGGCAAAGAACGAUAAUGAGCCGGGAGUUCCGGCCGAAAAACUUCCGAGUAGAGGUCAAGGAGAACGAGAAGGCGAGAAUAGAAGAGUUAAACGAACUGGAGGAAGAGCUAGCCAAAAACGAGUACACGAGCAAGCUACACAAGGAAUUGCUUCUACAAAAUGCUAGCUUCGAUAGAGAAGCAAAGUUACUCAAAUUACACAUAGCAGGAAAUUUAAUUAAAAACAAGCCAGUAGUGAGUAGGAAAAAUAUUGCCUAUAUUAGUAGCGAAAGUGGAAUUUUGUUAAUAGAUUUAAAAAAAAUAGUCACCUCCUUCUUUAUAGAUAGCUUAUUUUAUUUUGUAGACAAAAAAACGAAACAAGAAUAUUUAGUUUUGAAAACUUUCAAUAAUUACAUUUACUUGUAUUUAAUUAGUGAGAGAAAAUUUCAAUUUGUGAAAAAAUUUUUCAUCAAAAAUUUAUUUUAUAUAAACAGCUUUGGGAAAAAUGGCGAACUCUGUUUCGCGACUUGGGAGUUUGAUCCGCGGGGGAAAAAAAUGUUCAUGAAUUUUUAUCUGCUCAGAUUUGUGUUCAACUAUGAGUCUCCGCUUUGUUACUUAAAUGGGGAGGUACCUGAGCGGGGGGAGGCCAACCCUGGCGUGGGAAGGGCUCAAAUGGGAAGGACCCACGUGGGAAAGGCCCAGGGGGACGAGUCCCCCCCACCGACCCACGUGACGUACACGUUUUCCUCCGACUCGGAGGACUCCUUCAACAAGGAUGUAUUCCCGUGCGAGUUGAUGGCGACCAGUUCGGACGGGGAGGAGGAGCAGCGGUGGGAGGAUGAGCGGUGGGAGGGUGAGCGGCGGGAGGGUGAGCGGCGGGAGGAGCACCGACAACGGGAAAAGCUGCAGACUCGGCCGCUUAACCAUUACAACGGGGUACACACGCAGAAUGGCAACUGUUAUGGAAGCCAAAGCAACGGAUUUCUUCCCCGUGGUGAUGGAACCACCUUGAAGAAACAAAAAACGGAAAUGAAGCCACGAAAGAGGGAUAGAUCAAAUGCACGUAGAAAGCAUAUAGACGUUACAGCGAAGGUGAAAAUAAUGCCACUUGUGAAGAUCAAGUAUGUCUACUUCUCCAUGAUUGAUAUGAACCCAAGUCUUACCAGGCUAGUGCUAGCCAACAACAACCUCGUGAUUGUAUACGACACUGUAAAGAGGAGAUACAGUAUGCUUUACUUUAAAAAUUUGAUUUCUGCUGUAAAAAUAAGUGAUGAAAAUUUUCUUUGUAUUGGGUUCCUUAAUGGAUAUAUGCAUAUUUUUUUGUUUGACCAAGUGACGGAGGAUGAGGAUAGUGCGUCUAACAUGUUGAGGCGUAAUGCCUUUGUGGGAGAAGCCUUCGGGGGUGGGAAGGACUGUGAGCGGAAGGACAACUUUAUUUACUUGUUGAAGGCGAUUGAGAAUGCCUACCCGUACAUCCCCGGGUACGAAGUGGCAUACUACAGGAAGGGCGGCGAGGUGCGCGGCGAUAUGCACUGCGAUAUGCGCUGCGAGGAUGGGGGAGAACGGGACACCCAGGGCAGCGCGAGCGUCCCUUUCAUCAAUUUCCAACUGAGGAAGGACAAGAUCGUAGACAUGCAGAAGACACACGUCGUGAGGUACAAGUGGCACAGUCAUGCAGUGUAUAACAUAACGAUCGAGGGAAGGAAAAUAAUCACCUGCGGAGAGGAAGCCGUUGUACUCAUUUACGACAUAGACAGUGGUAGCACCGAGUUCAUCCCUCACCUGGGAUCCCCCUGUUACUACACCUAUGUGAAUAAGGAGAAAAAUUUAAUUAUCUGUAACUCGCUUAACAAUACGAUUCACUUCAUCAAUUACAAUCACCGAUUGUUCUUCUAUUCAUAUGUCGGUCUGUACAUGCCUCUCUCCUUGAGACACCUUUUUUUGAAUUACACCAGUGUAUACGAGAGCAUAAGAAAUAGCGUUAAUAUUUUCGAAGGAUUGAUUUACAGCUCAUAUAAUUACUCCCUGGGGGGACUUGCGAAUGCUGGUGCUCUCCAGGGGGAGGAAGACGUAAGUUGGGAGGUCCUUAACGGGGAUGCUUCAAUGAACCAUGUGGCGAACUGUGAUGAGGGCCAAAGUGACAGCGAGGGGAUGAGUAGCGACUCCUCGGGGAGCAGUGACGCCGGGGAGGACUUCGAGGAGGGCGACACCUUGGGGGAGCACCCGCGGGGAAGCAUUCGAGGGAGCCAGCGAGAGGACGAUGACCUGCUAGGGAUCCCGGACGAAGGGAUAGAACUGAGUUCUAGUGAAGAAGACGAACGGGGCGCGUCUCUCUCGAACGCGGCCCUCUCGAACGCGGCUCCUUCUAACGCUUCUCUCCCCAACGCGGGGGGAAAGGAAAAACGGAAAAACAAAGCCAUCAUAAGUUUCAAGCAAAUCGAGGAAGACAUCGAAAGGAGCAUUUACAACCACACGAAUGUACAAAAUAAUUUGUACAAAAAAUAUCAAAUGCUAUUUUAUUGUGACUCUAACAGGGGUGUUCAGCUGUACAAUGUCGAAAAGGACAAGCAUGUAAAAUUUGUUUGUCCCUUACAGGUGACUUACAAAAGUAGGUCCAGCGUUGAGUCCGUGAACGAUUUGGAAAUCCUUUCCUUUUCUUUCACUCAGAGUAGGCAUUUGCUAAUGACGAUUGAGAGGAGGAACUACCAGCUGGAGGAGGCUUCUGGAAAUAACGCCAACGCGUUGGUGCAGAUUUUCUACACUUUUAAAAUUUGGAGAAUCGUGAGCAAUAAGUUGGACUACGAGCCCGUUUAUGAGCACUCCAUCACGUGUGAUCAAAUGGGAGAAGAAGCCCCGCGGAGAAGCAGUGAGGAAGAGGCCCCACCGAGGAGCAGUGAGGAAGAGGCACCGCGGAGUAGCAGUGAGGAACACCCUGGGGAGGAGCAACUAGAGAAGUACAGAACGAUCUUGAGUCAUCCCUUCCUUAGCAUUUUCCUCGUACUGGAAUGCGGUGGAGAUAUGAGUAUUUGGUGCAUGGAAAAGAGCGAGCGUAUUUUCGAGAACAGCGUGUACGCAGACUACGAAGUGGAUGUAUAUCAGACGCAGGACAACAGCAACUACUACAGGGAGGUGCGGAGGUUGAAUCACCUGGCUAGUGUGUACGGGGGGGACAUUGGUGAUGGUGGCGAGAAAAAGGGUCAGGAGCGCCACCCCAAAAAGGAUUUCCGAAAAGGGGGCGCCAACCAAGGGGGCGCAGAAGAAGGGGACGCCAACGAUGGGGACGCAGACCAAGGGGACGCCAACCAAACUGUCACUGUCAUUAAACGGAUAAACUACAAGAACAACCCCAUCUUAGGAGGGGACAUAACUAGCGACGGGAAAAUACUCUGCAUCUGUCACGAUAGACUAAUAACCAUAUGGGACACAACCACACUAAGAGUGAUGGCCACAAUUAAUCACGCCAUUUACACAGAGCUUAAUGAGUUCUUAUUUAGAUUGUACAAGGGGGUAGAAAUAAUACAGACGGAUACGGACAAAGGAGAGCCAAAGGGACAUGUGCCACACAUGUGCUUCUUCGCAUUCGACACCAUUUUUAUUUACUCCCUACAUGAGUUUCACUUGGUCUAUCAAAAAAAAAUUAAAAACGGAAUCAUCGAAUACGUGAAGUUUGACAAGCACAAUUGCAGGUUUAUGGCCAUCGGAGUUACAAAGAGGCUUAAAGGGGGGAGCGGUCACAGGGGGGAUAGCCACAGGGGGAGAGGCAGACCUAGUGGCAUUGUACAAAGGAACUACUUAUACGAGUUCACCUCCAACGUAUUGAAGAGGAGGAAGUUAUUCUACUCGUCCAGGGAUAGGCCAAUCGUGUCCCUGGAUUUUGCUCCCCUCAAUCAGAGGAAGAACAUCUCCCUCAGUAGCUUCCAGCCGUCCACAUUGUUGGUUGCCCUCAACUCAAAAUUUCAGGUGUGCACCUUUUAUUUUAAUAACUACGCCGAGUUUAUGCAGCUCUCCUGA
Molecule: messenger RNA, 3996 nt
Organism: Plasmodium cynomolgi strain B
Lineage: Eukaryota; Apicomplexa; Aconoidasida; Haemosporida; Plasmodiidae
Exons: 2
Coding region: 1-3996 (1331 amino acids)
Molecular function (GO): protein binding
Source: RefSeq, a predicted model, not a curated record